Messenger RNA from Triticum aestivum (bread wheat), 2928 nucleotides. RefSeq names its product protein NARROW LEAF 1. The transcript is spliced from 6 exons. The record is from RefSeq and is a predicted model, not a curated record. Lineage: Eukaryota; Viridiplantae; Streptophyta; Magnoliopsida; Poales; Poaceae. Bases 635 to 2650 code for a protein of 671 amino acids.
CAGGAUCUUGGCGCCGUCUUCCUCGAUUUGCCCGGUUUCUUUUUCUGCCCCUCGUAUCCCUUUUACCUCGCGGCCCCUGGUUUCCAUUCCUAGGCGGGGCUGGUCGUCCCGUUGGUGGUUGGAUUGCCAAUCUGGUAUACUAGGUUGUUGCUCCCUACCAGUGCCAUGGAAUUUCCUGAUGCCUGCACAGCAACAGCUUCAGGUCUUCCUCUUCUUAUUCCCUUCCGCCUUCCUUGCUGGCCGCGCUUCCGGGGCCAAAUGCUACGGAAAGCGUAGCAGCUCGCCCUCCAAGAAUCAUCGCCACCGGAGUUCCAUUGCCGCUCUGUUCUUCCUACAAGCAACUAGCACCAAUCCAGCUCGCGUGCCUUCAGUUCAGCUUCAGGUUCUGCGGCCAGAUAAAAGUAGCAUUGCUCCAGCAAAACCGAUUUCAGGCCUGCUAUUGGCUGGGACAAGGAGAGAGUGCUUGCUGUUCGUUCCCCCCGAUUUGUUGUCGGCGGGUUGCUUCUGAUUUUGAUUAUGCCUUUUCUCUUUCAACAAAGUGCACGAUGCCUUUGCCAAACUUCACCCGCGGUGCCGCCUGCUGAAUUGGGCCAUAGCUUCUCCUGUCCAUCACAUCUGUCAACUGUUCGGCGCAAUGAAGCCUUCAGAUGACAGGAUGCAGCUCUCAGGUUUGACGCAGUCGGAAGAGUCGUCGCUUGACGUGGAGGGGCAUUGCUCUCACCAUGAGGCAUUUCCUUGUUCUCCAUCGAUGCAACCGGUUGCUUCUGGGUGUGUGCACACAGAAAAUAGCGCGGCAUACUUCUUAUGGCCGACUUCAAACCUGCAGCAUUGUGCGGCGGAGGGACGGGCAAACUACUUUGGGAACCUCCAGAAAGGAUUGCUGCCGAUACUCCCUGGAAAGUUGCCCAAGGGUCAGCAAGCAAAUAGCUUGCUCGACUUGAUGACCAUAAGAGCUUUCCACAGCAAGAUAUUGAAGCGUUUCAGUCUCGGAACGGCAGUGGGCUUCCGCAUAACAAAAGGGGUUCUCACAGAAACCCCUGCCAUUCUUGUCUUCGUUGCUCGAAAGGUUCACAAGAAAUGGCUUAAUCCAAACCAAUGCCUUCCUGCAAUUCUUGCGGGUCCAGGAGGUGUCUGGUGUGAUGUCGAUGUCGUAGAAUUUUCAUACUAUGGUGCGCCGGCUCAAACACCUAAAGAACAGAUGUUCAGUGAGCUUGUUAAUAAGUUGUGUGGCAGUGAUGAAUAUAUUGGUUCAGGCUCUCAGGUUGCAAGCCAGGAUACGUUUGGAACUUUGGGUGCAAUUGUGAAACGACGCACCAACAACAAGCAAGUUGGUUUCCUCACGAACCGACAUGUUGCAGUUGAUUUGGACUAUCCUAACCAGAAGAUGUUUCACCCGUUGCCGCCGAAUCUUGGGCCUGGUGUUUAUCUUGGAGCUGUCGAGAGGGCAACAUCUUUCAUCACAGAUGAUGUUUGGUAUGGAAUUUAUGCUGGAACGAACCCAGAUAUGCUGCCCCUCUGUGGACCUGCAGAGACAUUUGUACGAGCCGACGGCGCAUUCAUCCCAUUUGCUGAUGACUUUGACAUUUCCACAGUCACAACUAUAGUUAGGGAAGUCGGUGAGAUUGGGGAUGUUAAGAUUAUAGAUCUGCAGUGUCCUAUCAAGAGCCUCAUCGGGAGGCAAGUUUGCAAAGUCGGCAGAAGCUCUGGUCACACAACUGGGACUGUGAUGGCAUAUGCCCUUGAGUACAAUGAUGAGAAAGGAAUAUGCUUCUUCACCGACCUCCUCGUCGUUGGUGAGAACCGCCAAACAUUUGAUUUAGAGGGUGACAGCGGAAGCCUUAUUAUCCUGACCAGCCAGGAUGGGGAGAAGCCACGUCCUAUUGGGAUAAUAUGGGGUGGCACAGCAAACCGUGGGAGGAUAAAGCUCACAAGUGAGUAUGGCCCUGAAAACUGGACCACAGGGGUUGAUCUUGGCCGCCUUCUUGAUCGUCUAGAACUUGAUCUUAUCAUAAACGACGAAUCACUCAAAGAUGCUGUGCAGGAGCAAAGAAAAGCUUUUGUGGCUGCAAUUAACUUUGCUAUUGGGGAGUCCUCUGCGGUGACUGUUACUGCCCCAGAAGCCACCCCAGCAGAGAAGGCUGAAGAGAUCUUUGAGCCUCUUGGGAUCCAAAUUCAGCAGCUGCCUCGUCAUGACCUGACAAGCGCCACAACCGAAGGGGAGGGCGCAGCCAACACGCCGUCCGACAUGGAAGAGCGUCAGUUCAUCUCGAACUUCGUCGGCAUGUCUCCCGUGCGCCGUGACCACGAUGCUCGGAGGAGCAUCGCCAACCUGAACAACCCGUCAGAGGAAGAGCUCGCCAUGUCGCUGCACCUAGGCGACCGUGAGCCCAAGCGGCUCCGUCUAGACCCGGAGUCCAGCCUGGACCUUGAAAAACAGCCUCAUCCAGACCCGGAACCGAGCCUGGACCUGGAGGAGCGACCUCAUCCAGACCCAGAAAUGAUGAGCCUAGACCUGGAGAAGCAGCCUCGCCCGGACCCGGAACCGGGUCUGGACCUGGAAAGGCAGCCUCGCUCGGACCCGGAACCGUGCCUGGACCUGGAGAAGCGCCUUCCAGCCGACCCGGAGCCGAGCAUGGACCUGGAGAAAUGAAGCGCUGAUCCCAAUGACAUUUAUGGGAUGAGCAUGUGGGCGAUCAAAGUGAGUAGAUGGAAGAACCCCUGCGGUUCAGCAAACUGAACCUGCAAUGUUAGUUUAUGUUAACUGCUACUAUUGGCUUCGCAGGAAGCAUAUCGUAUCAUGUCAUGUACUACUAUGGCACUUGAUUCAGCCCUUGUAGGAUGUUGUUGGGUGGUAUAGCCCUGCAGUUUUGCUGUGCUCAUAAGAUUUGAUAUACAGAAUGCUGAAUCUGAAUCUCUUUUCUUGGAGAA